UUUGUGUCCCCGCCCUCCCCCGGGGACCGCAGCGGGCAGAGCAGCGCUGCUGGUGUCAGAGCCCGGCGAGCGCUGGCAGUUCCGCGGGGGGAUGCUGAGGAGCGCUGGGUCCGCGAGCAGUCGUGCCCACUGCGGACUUCCGAGGCUGUCCAGGCGGUGAAAACCGGUGCGCCGCGACCAAUCCCGAAGCCGCUGGACGCUCCGGAAACCCGACGAAGGGAGCGUCCGGCGCAGCCGCGGCCGUCCCGGGAUUCUGGGCUUACGGAGCGUUCUGGAACCCCGAGAGACACCCCGGGGCUCUAGAACCUCCCCCAGCGGCCCCCAGCCCCCGUUUCCUGCGAGCGUCGUCCAAAACCCCCUCAGGUGCACGGGUCGCGGGCGAGCGGCGGCUGGGUCCUGGCGCACACCAUGAUCGUGGCGGACUCCGAGUGCCGUGCGGAGCUUCAGGGCUACCUGCCUUUCGCCCCGGGCGGCGGCCCGGGAGCCGGAGAGGAGCAGAGGGAAAGCCGGGCUCGUCGAGGCCCUCGAGGGCCCAGCGCCUUCAUCCCAGUGGAGGAGGUCCUUCGGGAGGGACCUGAGAGCCUCGAGCAGCACCUGGGGCUGGAGGCGCUGAUGUCCUCGGGGCGUGUAGACAACCUGGCAGUGGUGAUGGGCCUGCACCCCGACUACCUCAGCAGCUUUUGGCGCCUGCACUACCUGCUACUGCACACAGAUGGGCCCCUGGCCAGCUCCUGGCGCCACUACAUUGCCAUCAUGGCAGCUGCCCGCCACCAGUGCUCCUACCUGGUGGGCGCCCACAUGAACGAGUUUCUGCAGACCGGCGGUGACCCUGAGUGGCUGCUGGGCCUUCACCACGUCCCUGAGAAGCUGCGCAAGCUCAGUGAGAUUAACAAGUUGCUGGCACAUCGGCCGUGGCUCAUCACCAAGGAACACAUCCAGGCCCUGCUGAAGACUGGCGAGCACAGCUGGUCCCUGGCUGAGCUCAUCCAGGCCCUGGUCCUGCUGACCCACUGCCACUCGCUGGCCUCCUUCGUGUUUGGCUGUGGCAUUCUCCCUGAGGGGGAUCCAGAGGGCAGCCCUGCCCCCCAGGCACCUUCGCCACCCAGUGAGCAGAGCAGCCCCCCAAGCAGGGACCCACUGAACAGCUUUGGGGGCUUCGAGGCCGCCCGUGAUGUGGAAGCUCUGAUGGAACGCAUGAGGCAGCUGCAGGAGAGCCUAUUGCGAGACGAGGGAGCGUCCCAGGAGGAGAUGGAGAGCCGCUUUGAGCUGGAGAAGUCAGAGAGCCUGCUGGUGACCCCCUCAGCUGACAUCCUGGAGCCCUCUCCACGCCCAGACAUGCUGUGCUUUGUGGAAGACCCCGCUUUUGGAUAUGAGGACUUCACCCGUCGAGGGACUCAGGCACCCCCCACCUUCCGUGCUCAGGAUUAUACCUGGGAAGACCAUGGCUACUCACUGAUCCAGCGGCUCUAUCCGGAGGGUGGGCAGCUGCUGGAUGAGAAGUUCCAGGCAGCCUACAGCCUCACUUACAACACCAUCGCCAUGCACAGCGGCGUGGACACCUCCGUGCUCCGCAGGGCCAUCUGGAACUACAUCCACUGUGUCUUCGGCAUCAGAUAUGAUGACUAUGACUAUGGGGAGGUGAACCAGCUGCUGGAGCGGAACCUCAAGGUCUAUAUCAAGACGGUGGCUUGCUACCCAGAGAAGACAACCCGAAGAAUGUACAACCUCUUCUGGAGGCACUUUCGCCACUCAGAGAAGGUCCACGUGAACUUGCUGCUCCUGGAGGCCCGCAUGCAAGCCGCCCUGCUCUACGCGCUCCGCGCCAUCACCCGCUACAUGACCUGACUCCUGUGUGGGACCCGGGCCAGGAGCAGCCAGCCCCGAGGGCAUCCUCCUCUCUGCAGAGACUCCUCUGUCUGGAGACAGACCCCAUCUCUUUCUGUCCCAUCCCCACUCACACCACUCUGGGGGUGGACUUAUGUCUGACGUGCAGUCACCAAGCCACACUUCCUUUUCUCUCACUGGAAUGGACAGGAUCAUUAGACUGAGUCUGGGAGCUGAGCUCUGUCUGGGAGCUGGGAGAGGACGAGUGGGUCCCAAGGAGCUAUGCCUUUCUUCCCAGGCCCGAUCCCAGAGGUGUGGGGCGCAGGAAGGAAAAUGAGCUGGUGUGCCAGCAGGCUGGGCCCCAGGCACCAAGGGUGCUACGCCCUCCAGGCUGGGAAGUCCCUGGCUGGCCCUGGGGUGUGGGGCAGUCACCUCCGGGGACUGACACUCCAAGCAGCUUUGCCGUUCCUCCUCCCUCAUUCCCAGAUUCAUACCUCUCACCUGCCAUUCACCCAUCAAUGUGAAAGCCAGGGUCAGCGCUGGUCUGUGCGUCUGACUCCCCAAAGCCUACUCCAUCGGGCAGCCUGAAGGCCCCUUCUUUCCUGGUUGCCCCAAUCUUUCUCAGUUCCUUUGGCCUCUGUCCUCUGAUUCUUUUCUCCCAUGCCUGAUGCUGUGAGGUCCCAGCAGAUGCCAAACACAUCCAAAAAAGAUUAUUUGGGGGUCUCUGUUGGUCACUGAAGAAGAGGAAGUAUUAUAAAUCCUCUGUAUUUUGGUUCUUUAUGGGUAAGGUUCUGCAGGGCCUCACUCCUGGAGCUGGGCAAGGCCCGAGAGAAGCAGGACAGGGAGAAACCUGUUUUCCCCACUACAUCUGCUCUGUAGAAAUCACUACUCCUCUCCCGUCUCCUAUGGCUCUGCCACAGCCCUGUGCCAAAAAGUUGAGCCUUUCUAGGUGGUUUAGUCGGCACGUGGCCCAGUGGGGGAGGCAGGAGAACUCGGGACUCUCGUGUGGGCCCUGCCACUGGCGGAAUGGCCGGGGCCUCAUUGCCAAACUGCUCUGCCCUCCAUUUCCACAACUGCAGACCGAGGGGCGGGGCUGGGUUUCUUUGACGUCUGAGUCUUCACCAUGGGAGUCUCUGGUCAGUGUGCCAGCAGUAAAUGGCAGAUUUUGCUGGCUCUUGAAGGCCUCUGGGGCCCUCCCAGUGCUUGCUGUCAGUCUCCCCUGACAACCUUUCGAGGCCUCCCACCCAGUUUCUGUUCCCUCUCCUGAUGUUAGGUGGAUUGCUUGGAGGCAGAAGCAGCCAAGGACUGAUCCCAGGCACUUUUUGUAGCAAACAAGCUGUGAAUUGAUUUCCCUUGCCCUUCUUCCAGUUGUAUGCACCUCCUCUGACCAGUUUGGGGUGACUAAGGAAAGGCAAGGGCUAAAGCUGCUGCUGCUUCUGACCCUCCUCUUUGGGAUGGGGCAGGAGAGGAGCCCAGUCAGUGUGCCACAUUUCAUUCCCGUGCGGGCAUGGGGAAGCGACUGGCACCCCCUCAGGCCUCAGCACCCUCCCUGCAGUGAAGUUCCGCAGGAGGGAAGAGGCCCCAGCAUGGGGGUUUGAAUUCUAGAGGGGACAUGAUGACUCCAUGUCCCCAGGAGGGUGGGAGGGGUAUCCAGUGUUCACGUACAGAAAUCUUUAGCUUUGCUAUCAGUUGCGUAUGAAAAAUAAAAGUUCACCGAGGUUUUGU
This is a messenger RNA of Condylura cristata (star-nosed mole), 3549 nucleotides long. RefSeq names its product sestrin 2 (gene SESN2). The transcript has 10 exons. Gene Ontology annotation, biological process: positive regulation of macroautophagy; cellular response to leucine starvation; negative regulation of TORC1 signaling. The coding region runs from base 409 to 1845 and encodes 478 amino acids. Gene Ontology annotation, molecular function: L-leucine binding; oxidoreductase activity, acting on peroxide as acceptor. Lineage: Eukaryota; Metazoa; Chordata; Mammalia; Eulipotyphla; Talpidae. Gene Ontology annotation, cellular component: nucleus. The record is from RefSeq and is a predicted model, not a curated record.